AUGUCAGAAAAGAAACGCGACGUUGUGCUUCCCCAUGCACUCAAAACGCCAGCGACUCUGAAGCUCAUCGGAAAGCGUGUCGUUCUCGCAUCAGCCAGUCCCCGGAGACAGCAGAUCCUGGAGAACCUGGGCUUAGCCCCAGAAGUCAUUCCGUCCACCUUCGAGGAGAACCUUUCUCUAAGUUCAUUCGAGGAUAUCCAUGAGUACCCUGUAGCGACCGCUACGCACAAAGCAGUCGAGGUGUACCAGAGACUAGUGGAAGAGGACCCGGAUAAUGCUCCUGACCUUGUCAUCGGUGCCGACACUGUCGUGUUCACGCACGCCAUGCCAUCUACCACGCUCGAGAUGGAACUAGGCGUACGGCAGGAGCUCCUUGAGAAGCCCUCCUCAAAACAGGACAAUCUCCGGAUGUUGUUAGACCUGAACGGUGGUGUCUGCGAAGUCGUCACCGGUGUCUCUCUGGUUUACCCUAUCCUGAAUGCUCCUGGAUAUGAAAUUAGUUCCCUCGACGAACGGACGCUAGUCUAUUUCGCCGACAAGCCCAUGGCGUUCCUGCAAGCAUACGCAGACAGUGCAGAGGGUAUAGACCGAGCAGGGGGUUUUGCUGUGCAGGGCCUCGGGAACCUACUCAUCCGAAAGAUCGAUGGCGACUUCCAAAACGUUGUUGGCUUCCCCGCCGCAUCGUUUUUCCAGCAGCUUGAGAUACUCGUGGAGGACGACGAGGACUUUCUAUCAAUCUAAAUGUCACGAUGUCGUGCUUGUAUAUACGACUGUACGCUAGAGCAACAUGGACGUUAGUACGUACAAUCGCGAGACGUGAUAAGGAUGGUCAAUCAAGCCAAACUGAGGUUACAUUUCUACGCAACUCUUCCUACUCAUUGAAGUCCAACCUAUUUACUGUCCAGUCAUCUC
Messenger RNA from Coniophora puteana RWD-64-598 SS2, 912 nucleotides. Its product is annotated as Maf Ham1. NCBI's taxonomy places the organism in Eukaryota, Fungi, Basidiomycota, Agaricomycetes, Boletales, Coniophoraceae. The coding region runs from base 1 to 741 and encodes 246 amino acids. The record is from RefSeq and is a predicted model, not a curated record. Gene Ontology annotation, molecular function: nucleoside triphosphate diphosphatase activity. The transcript is spliced from 7 exons.